Molecule: messenger RNA, 4270 nt
Organism: Etheostoma cragini (Arkansas darter)
Lineage: Eukaryota; Metazoa; Chordata; Actinopteri; Perciformes; Percidae
Gene: nr2f2
Product: nuclear receptor subfamily 2, group F, member 2
Exons: 3
Coding region: 810-2081 (423 amino acids)
Biological process (GO): cell differentiation; anatomical structure development; negative regulation of transcription by RNA polymerase II
Molecular function (GO): zinc ion binding; RNA polymerase II cis-regulatory region sequence-specific DNA binding; retinoic acid binding
Source: RefSeq, a predicted model, not a curated record
UUGCAGCAGUCGUGUCAAAGUUCACUAUAUAGAGAGCUCAGUGAGCUGAUCAGAGAGAAAGCAUUCUGCCAGCCCGGCUCCUACCAAUCGCAAAUCACUUCCUAACCUCCGCCUUUUUUAACAUAUUUGAUCACUUUGAUUCUCUACUCCUUUUUCCUAUUAUUUUUCAAUGCACGGAGAAGGUUUGUAGGUUGUGAUCUUAGUUUUUUGUUUUUUAGUGCAUUCGCUUUUUUUUUUGGAAGAGUUGUCUUCAUAUUCCAGGCUCUCCAAAAACAUUGGCUUCAGCUGCGCGCUUGCUGGCGCUACCUCACAAGAAGAAAAGGAAGAAGACGCGAUUUUUUUUACCCAGUUGGUGAUUUUCUUCUUCAAGACUUGUGCUGGAACUUGAUAGUAGCUGCUACAGUGUGCUCACCAAUUGUUUUAUGCUGCUGCAGGCACGGUCUUACCAACCCUGCUCCAUCAUUCACUGAAUAGUCCAUGCUACCUCGGCUUAUUAUUUUAAUAUUUAGCCUACAUUUCCCAUUGAUGGGUGUACUGGAUGGCUGACUGUAAGCGCCCCUGGACUUGGCCUUUAAGCGCAAGGCAGCGACUCAGCUCGCCAUCGCAUCAGUUUUGAAAACGUGCUUCGCAACGUCUCCAACAGCAAUAAAUCGACAGUUAUCAGGAGAUUCUGAGUGGAUUCAACGUAGGUUAGAUCUGACAUUUUGUGUGUCCGGCUGUUAAUCACAGUUUACCGCGUUUCCUUGAGACGUUAUUCACCGCGACACCAACACGGCAGACAAAAAGUUUCUUUACGUUGACUGAUAGAUAUGGCAAUGGUAGUGUGGAGAGGCUCCCAGGACGAUGUGGCUGACACCCAAGGCACCCUUUCCUCGCAAACCCAAGGAGGACUAUCUCUUCCCACCCCUCAACCAGGCCAGUUGAAUCUGACAGCCUCUCAGGUCGCCCCUCCGACCCCUCAGACUCCGGUCCAAGGACCCCCGAACAACACACAGUCCACGCCGACGAACCAGACGACGCAGCAGUCGGAGAAACAGCCACAGCACAUUGAAUGCGUGGUCUGUGGGGAUAAAUCGAGUGGCAAACACUACGGCCAGUUUACUUGCGAGGGCUGCAAAAGCUUCUUCAAACGGAGCGUACGACGGAACCUCACUUACACAUGCCGUGCCAACAGGAAUUGUCCAAUCGACCAACAUCACCGCAAUCAGUGUCAGUACUGCCGCCUCAAAAAAUGCCUCAAAGUCGGCAUGAGACGGGAAGUUUCUCUUUUUACUGCAGCCGUGCAAAGGGGACGGGUGCCACCCACACAGCCACACCACGGUCAGUUCGCCUUGACAAAUGGAGACCCACUGCACUGCCAUUCCUACUUAUCCGGAUAUAUCUCUCUUCUGUUGAGAGCGGAGCCCUACCCGACGUCUCGGUAUGGCAGUCAGUGCAUGCAACCCAACAACAUAAUGGGCAUCGAGAACAUUUGUGAACUAGCAGCCAGGAUGCUCUUCAGCGCCGUGGAGUGGGCCAGGAAUAUUCCCUUCUUUCCAGACCUUCAGAUCACCGACCAGGUGGCUCUUCUGAGGUUGACGUGGAGUGAGUUAUUUGUGCUCAACGCCGCGCAGUGCUCCAUGCCCCUGCAUGUGGCUCCUCUCCUGGCGGCGGCUGGCCUUCACGCCUCCCCCAUGUCUGCGGACAGAGUGGUGGCCUUUAUGGACCACAUUAGGAUCUUCCAAGAACAAGUGGAAAAGCUCAAAGCUUUGCACGUUGACUCUGCUGAAUAUAGCUGCUUAAAGGCAAUUGUGCUCUUCACCACAGAUGCUUGUGGCCUCUCAGAUGUGGCCCAUGUGGAAAGUUUGCAGGAGAAGUCCCAGUGCGCCCUGGAGGAAUAUGUCCGGAGCCAGUAUCCCAACCAGCCAACACGGUUUGGGAAAUUGUUACUCCGCUUGCCUUCCCUCCGCACAGUCUCUUCCUCGGUCAUAGAACAAUUAUUUUUCGUCCGAUUGGUAGGUAAAACCCCAAUUGAAACUCUCAUCAGGGAUAUGUUGCUUUCGGGGAGCAGUUUUAACUGGCCUUACAUGUCAAUUCAGUAAACCAAGAAGGAGACGAACAGACAAAAGGUGGGGUUGGGGGGCUUCGAGACUACAAAGAUUAUAGCUGCUUUUGUGAAAGGAAUAAAAAACCAACCGGCUGUUACACGGGGCUGGCUUUCAUGAAGAAAGACAUUGACGUAGAUGACUGUGAAUUCCCCCCUUCUCCAAAAAAAAUUGAGACAUCCACUGAACUUUCAAAAUGGCAGAUACAAGCUCCCAGUGUUCAUGCAGAACAACCUGCUCCGAUCCAUUUUUUUUUUAAUGAAAGAAGAAAAUGAGGAAAAAAAGGAAAGGGGAUUUUGUUGAUCCUUAUAAGGAAAAUUUAAGUAUUAAGUGCAUUUAAAAAUGAUAAUUUGGGUAAAAAGAAAAAAACUGGAGAAAGGGAAAAUAAGACCCGUGAAUUUCCAUUUCUCAAAUGACUUGUCCUGUGUCCAUGUAUAGCUGUGUUUUGUACUUUCUUUGUUCCUCCUUUCUGGUUCCAAACCGGCCUAUGUGAUUUCUGUAGUACAGGUGGUGUUAUUUUCUAAGACAAUGAUUUAUUUUGAAAAGGUGUAAAAAAAAAAAUAAUUAAAAAAAGUUCUAAAAAGAAUUAAAACCACAGCAAUAGGAGUAUAGGCUAAUAAUCUAUAGGCUUAAUGCUGCAAGCGCACUUAUAUUCUUAGGAUGACCAAUACCAUCUGGGAAAAGGGAGUUUUUGUUCAACUUUAUGACCCAGCGGAAACAGUUUUGCUCUUUAUUAAUAUGAAGUUACACAAUCCAGUUUGUUUUCCAAAAUUUUUUGCAGAAAAGUCUUCCCCAUUUCCUCCAGCUUUGAAUAGUUGGAAUAUGUUCUCCAAUUAGACACAAUGAAAAAAAUCCUACAAGUUGCCUAUCCUGCUGUUAGAAAGGUACCUACAGGUUGCUCUUAAUGUGUUGUAUGUGCAUUCAAGGGCGUUUGCAGUGGCUCAAACUGCACUAAAAAGCAUAAGUGACUUGUUUGAGUAAAAAAAAAAAAAAAUGGGCGAGGUCAAGGGUCAUAAAAGUUUGAAGCCUAGCCAGAGUAGUGUUUAAUAGCAGUAUUAUUAAAGCGUCCCUGAAAUGUCAACCUUUUAUUCACUUCAAGCAUUAAGUGCCUGACAAGCAUGAUGUGAUUUCUCAUCAAAACGUUGUUAAAGUAGGCCGACAACAUUUUGGAGGAACACAAUUAGAUUUGAAACUUCAGUCGUGUAUUUCACUUGAAAAACACUGAUUAGAGGCAGUAUUCUUGUAAAUAUAGGUCAAUUCAUUUCAACGAGUUUUUCCUUUAUACAAAGUAUAUGUGAUUAAGAAAAAUCUGUGGUUGCCAUUUUUUUUCUCGGUAAUACAACGUCUUCAAAAUUGAGUGGCAGACUUAGCUAGUAGCACUGAAAUUUAUGUUUUUAAUGUAUAUACAUAUUACUACAAAUGUUUUCUUUUUCAUGUAUAUUUAGACUGUGAAUGCAUGGCCACAGGUCGCUAACCUAUUUUACCUUUGAUAUAUAAAUGUAAAUGUUUUCUCUCUCUUUUUUGACUGUAUAGAUAUAAUCUGUGCAUUCAGUACACUAGCCCUUGUAUUUAAAGAAACAAAAAAGAAAAGAAACGACGUUCAUUAUUAGGCUACAGACUUAAACAGGGUGAGCAGGUUUGAGAAAAGGAGUUGCUAUUUUAACUUUAGUGUUACUGCUCCUUUGGUCUUUGACAGGUGCCGUGGUGUGCGUGUGCGUGAACGUGUGUGUGUGUGUGUGUGUGUGCGCGCGCGUGCGCGUGUGAGAACGUGUGCGUGCGUGUGUGUAUUUGGAAGCUAGCAAUUUUGUCCUUGUUUUGAGGCUUUUCUUCAACACACACAAAAACACCAUGUUGUGGUUGAAUUAAAAGGGAUCACUGAUUGAACACUGAUCUUUGGCUGUUCGUAGCCACAUAUGGACCAGAGAAUGAUACAUGAUUGUAAUUAUGAACAGUUUAAACUGACCCACGUUUUUAUAUAAAUAUAUAAAAAUAUAUGACUGCAGGGUAUUGAUAACGUAUAGAUACUUUUUUUAUGAUUAUUAUUAUUAAUUGCAAGUGAUAUAUGUGAGUGUGUGUGAAAGUUUAUAGUUGAACACAAUUCUUGUUUGUUUGUGUUAGCUUAUUGUAAACAAGCAUUCUGCUGUAAAUUUGUUCUUGGUAUUAAAUUAUAAUUUAUGAAUUUGAAA